CAUGCUUUGCCCAAUAUACUGCUACAGUUCGAAAAGUUGCAAACGUCUUAGAGCUGGGUGGUCAGUAACACACAUACACUCUCUGCACAGCGUGGUCAACAGGUCAAGGCAUAGGGCUGCUUGUGAGACAGGCCGUCCGACAUCUAUCUUGUCGACAGUUUUGGUUAGCGGUGUUGGUUGAAGAUGUAUAUAAAGCAGAUUAUCAUCCAGGGCUUCAAGUCCUACAAAGACCAAACUGCCCUCGAACCCUUCAGCCCGCACCACAAUGUCGUCGUCGGCCGCAACGGGUCCGGCAAGUCCAACUUCUUCUGGGCCAUCCGCUUCGUCCUCAGCGACGCCUACAGCAACAUGACCCGCGAAGAACGCCAAGCGCUCCUCCACGAAGGCACAGGCCCGGCGACCCUCUCCGCCUUUGUCGAGGUCGUGUUUGACAAUUCCGAUCAGCGCUUCCCGACGGGAAAGACCGAGACUACGCUGCGACGCACGAUCGGGCUGAAGAAGGAUGAGUAUGCGCUGGAUAAGAAGAGCGUGCCGAAACAGGAGGUUAUGAGUUUGUUUGAGACCGCCGGUUUCUCGAGGUCGAAUCCGUACUAUAUCGUCCCGCAGGGGCGGAUCACGGCAUUGACGAAUGCCAAGGACGCUGAGCGACUGCAGCUGCUGAAGGAGGUGGCGGGGACGAGGGUGUAUGAGCAGCGGCGGACGGAGAGUCUGAAGAUUAUGGAAGAUACUGAUCAUAAGCGGGGGAAGAUCGAUGAGCUGUUGGAGGUUAUCGAGGAGAGGUUGAAUGAGCUAGAGGCCGAGAAGGAGGAGUUGAAGCAGUUCCAGGAUCUGGAUCGGGAGAGGAGGUGUCUGGAGUACACCAUCUACACCCGCGAACAGAACGAGCUGAAUGAGAGCCUUGAAGAACUUGAAGAGGCGCAUAGGAACGAAGUGGACGAUUCGAACCAGCGUCAACAGCUUUUGCACGAUCGUGAUGCGAAAAUCGCUACCAUUGACCGGCAGAUUCGGGACGUCAAGGGCCGGAUCACGCUUCUCCAGACGGAGCGUUUGCAGGUCGAGGAGGAUCGCGAGGAGUACAUCAAAGCGAAAGCGCAUCUGGAACUCAUUGUGAAGGAUUUGGAGGAGAAUGCGGUUUCGAAUGCGACCGCGAGGGAGAAGUUGGUGCAGGGCUUGCAGGCGUUGAAAACGAAAGUGGUUGAGAAGCAGGGGCAGAUAGAUACUAUUCGACCGCAGUUUGAGGAGGCUCUACAGCAAGAGACGGAUUUGACUGAGAGGAAAAACCUGGCUGAGUUGGAGCGUACGAACUUGUACGCUAAGCAAGGCCGCACCUCCCAAUUCAAGACGAAAGCCGAGCGCGAUACAUACCUGAAGAAGGAGCUGAAAACGUUACGAGAGUCAAAGAGCUCUCAAGAACAGCAGAUUACCGACCUUAAAGCGCAAAUCGAAAGCCAUCGGGAAGAGGAGAUUUCCUUGGACAACAAAAUCGAACAAGCAAAGGGCCGCGCUGAGGAGCGCAAAGCGAAACUCGGGGAGCUGGAAGAGCGCGACAGGGAGGUGCGUAGGGAACGCAACGCGCUGGACGAAAGCAGGAAGGAGCUCUGGAGAGCCGAGAGCCGAUCCAGCGUCGCCGCUCAGACCUCCAAAGAGGAGGCGGAUCAAUGCGAGAGGGGCUUGUACACCAUGAUGGACCGUGUGACCGCCGAGGGGUUGCGUUCUGUCCAGCGGAUCGUCACACGGGAGAAGCUUCGCGGCGUGUAUGGACCCCUGCACGAGUUGUUUGAGGUCGACAAGACGUUUCAGGCAGCGGUGGAGGUCAUCGCCGGUGGAAGCCUGUGGCAUGUCGUGGUGGACAAUGACGAGACGGCAUCGACGAUCUUGCGCCAUAUGGCCCGCGAACGAGGAAGGGUGACCUUCAUGCCGUUGAACCGUUUGCACCCGAAGAACGUCAACUACCCGCAGAGUAACGAUGCCGUGGUCAUGAUCAACAAGCUACGGUUUGACGAGCGGUAUCGUCCGGCGUUCGCGCAGGUCUUUGGCAAGGCGCUUAUCUGCCCGAACUUGGAGGUUGCUAGCGGGUACUCUAAAUCGCAGAACUUGGACGCGGUGACCCUGCAUGGCGAUCGGAUUGAGCGGAAGGGUGCCAUCACGGGAGGGUUCCACGACAAUCGCAAAUCGAAGCUGGAAACCAUUGCAAAACUCAAGGAGUUUCGAAAGACCCAGGAAACGGAGGAAGCGGAAUCGGCCCGUCUCAAAAAUGAGAUCACCCGCGUUGACCAGGAAAUCACAAAAUGCCGCGGAAACCUCGCUGAGCUUGACGCCGAGCGUCGGAAGUUGGCUUCCGCUGUGGUUGGAGCUGGGGAAGUGGAGCUUAUAACGAGGGAGAAGGAGACGCUGGGCAACAUCAUCAGCAGGAAGGAGCUGUCGAUGGCGAAUUUGAAGUCGGGCAUUAGGAACAUUGAGGCGCAGAUAACCGCAUUCACGCAGGAGCUCUCUAGUCCUUUUUCGAGAGCUUUGAAUGACCAGGAGUUGGAGAGGUUGGAGGCGUUGGGUGAGGAGCUCGUCACGUUGGAGGAACAGCUGGGCGAGACCUCGAAGCGUAGGGCGAAGCUGGAAUCACGCAAGAAAAUCCUCGAAUUCGAACUCUCCCAGAACCUCCUUCGACGAGAAGCCGACAUACGGCUGGAACUCGAGAACCUCGGCGUGGCGGAGGUUUCAUCGUCGAGCGCCGGCAGUGAUGCGAUCAUCGAAGGCCGCAAGGCUGAACUGGCAGGCGUGGAGGCCAACAUUAUUCGAUGCUCUGAUCGGAUUGCCGAGAUUGAUGCUGAGCUGGAGGAAAGGACCUUGGAGUUGCGGAAGGGAGUGGAGAGUUUGGAGAACGCUAGGAAUGAACAACAAUCGGCUUUGAAGACGCUUGAGAAGCAUAGACUUGUAUUGGAGAAGUACGUCAGUAAGAAGACGUCUCUGAUGCAACGAAAGGAGGAAUGCAUGAGGAGCAUCCGCGAACUGGGAGUGUUGCCUGACGACGCCUGGGAGCGAUUCGAGGGAUUCAAUGGCAACAAGCUGCUAAAGCGCCUGCACUCAGUUAACGAAAAGCUCAAAAAGUACUCCCACGUCAACAAAAAAGCGUUCGAGCAGUACGUCAACUUUACGAAGCAACGCGACUCGCUCGAAAAGCGGAAGGAUGAACUCGACAGCUCUGCGGGAGCCAUCGAGGAGCUUAUCAGUAACCUCGACCAGAGGAAAGACGAGGCUAUUCAGAGGACUUUCACGCAGGUCGCGGCGUUCUUUAAGGAUGUGUGGUCGAAACUUGUGCCCGGUGGGAAUGGGGAGUUGAUUAUGUUGAGGCGGGCUGACGGGAGCUCUCAAACCCAAGAUGAAGCUCCUUCAGAAGAGGAGGAAGAGGAGGAGGAGGAGGGAGAUGACGCCAGCGACGACGAUGAGGAAGAAACGUCAAAACGUGGUCACAAGUCCAAAGGAAAAACGAAAGCGAAGGGGAAGAAACCAGUUAAAUCCAGCAAAGCAAAAGGCAAAAAGGCAGCAAAGAACGACAGGCUCCGCAGCACCAUCGAUCAAUACACCGGUGUCUCCAUCUCGCUGACGUUCGAACCCUCGCAACAUCCUCUGCGCAUGCCGCAGCUGUCCGGCGGGCAGAAAUCAUUGGUGGCUUUGGCGCUCAUCUUUGCGAUCCAGAGAUGUGACCCGGCACCGUUCUAUCUGUUUGAUGAGAUUGAUGCUGCCCUGGAUGCGCAGUACCGAACAGCUGUUGCAGCAAUGAUCCACGCCCUCUCCCCCAACGCGCAAUUCAUUACAACAACCUUCCGCCCCGAGCUCCUCGUCAACGCGGAGAAGUUCUACGGCGUGACGUUCGUCAACAAAGUCAGUCGGAUCCAGUCCAUUACCCGGGACGACGCCAAGCGGUUCGUCGAGGAGACCGCUAACCCCAAUGCUAACACAACGGCUGAUGAGGUGGCGAGACCUGUUACCGCUACGACCUCGGCCAAGAGGAAGAGGGCGGUGGCUGCUGUGCCUGUCCGCCGGGAAGUUCAGGAGGAAGAGCCGGCAGAAGACGAAGAGGAGGAGGUUGAGGACGAGGACGAGGUUGUGGAGGAAGGUGGGGACGAAGAGGAUGCGAUGGUCUCGGAGUCGGUUGUGGGUGGGUUGGUGGGAUAGGGUCGAAAAGCGGGAAUUGUAAUCAUCCGCUGUAGGUUAGCCCAGCGCCAGAAAACUGGCCUGACAUCCUUCGUUAGAUCUGUUCCAGACGCCUUGGCCCGUAAGCCUCUGGCCUUUUUCUUUUGUUUCCUGCCCACCUUAGGUGCGAGGGGUGGUGAGUUGUACAUAGUUUUCUUCUUACAUUAUUCACUUUAUCGCUGCUCCAAUAAAUGUCCACACCCCGCCUUGUGGGUCCGCCGCG
This is a messenger RNA of Fimicolochytrium jonesii, 4411 nucleotides long. Its product is annotated as putative chromosome segregation protein SudA. Gene Ontology annotation, cellular component: chromosome. Gene Ontology annotation, biological process: mitotic sister chromatid cohesion. Gene Ontology annotation, molecular function: double-stranded DNA binding; cohesin loader activity; ATP binding. NCBI's taxonomy places the organism in Eukaryota, Fungi, Chytridiomycota, Chytridiomycetes, Spizellomycetales, Powellomycetaceae. The record is from RefSeq and is a predicted model, not a curated record. The transcript is spliced from 8 exons. The coding region runs from base 184 to 4170 and encodes 1328 amino acids.